AUGGCCUUCUCCAUGGCCAUGGGCUGGAGCGAUGGGGAGUUGAAGAUGCAGAAGCUCCUCAACGUCCCCGACAUUGACAACCCAACCUCAUCCAUGCUCACUCCCCAAGCCUCCUCGAUGCUCCAGCGAGCGCCACUUCUCGCUAUUGGAACGCUCGAUGGUCAAGGCCGCCCUUGGACUGCGCUGUGGGGUGGGACCCCUGGCUUCUCCGAGCCCAUUGGAGGCAACUUUGUUGGAACGCGAACGCUCGUCGACAGCAAGCAUGAUCCAGUUGUGCACGCGCUUCUUGGGAGCUCGCCAAAGAACAUGACAAUGCAGCCAAAGGAUGGCGGCAAGAUGCUUUCCGGGCUGGCAAUCGACCUUGUCACGCGAAAGAGAAUGAAGCUUGGCGGCAAGAUGAUCGCUGCGACGGUGAGGGAAGUGGACAUCGAGAGCGAAGCCGAUGCAGAGCUGCCUGCGGAUGCGCCCAAGACACAAAACCAGGUACAGCUGGUCACCAAGAUUGAAGAAAGCCUGGGGAACUGUCCGAAGUAUCUAAAUCAGUACGAAUUCAGACCUGCGAUGGCCACACCAAGUCUCGUGUCUGAAGGACCCAGUCUUGGAUCUGAAGGCAGAGCCCUCAUCGACAAAGCUGACAUGUUCUUCCUCUCGUCCGCCACUGCCUCAGACAUGGACACGAACCACCGGGGCGGCCCGCCGGGCUUCGUCCGCAUCAUCUCGCCCACCUGCAUCAUAUACCCAGAGUACUCUGGCAACCGGUUCUACCAGUCUCUCGGAAACCUGUACCAUAACCCACUCAUCGGUAUGACGUUCCCCGACUACGAAACAGGGGAUGUUUUGUACACCACAGGUACCGCAGAGAUACUCGUUGGCGAAGACGCAGCACAGAUGAUGCCGGGCGCAAAUCUCGCCGUAAAAAUCAAUUUCACAGACACGCGCUUCGUAGCCAAGGGGCUCACCUUCAGAGGAGAGCGGAAGCCCAACGGAGCAAGUCCAUACAACCCGCUCCUCCGCACGCUUGCCUCAGAAGGUAACAAGGCUUCUCUCUUUUCAUCCGCCUCCCACCAAACCGCAAAGCUCGUCAAGAAAGAGCUUCUUACUCCCACCAUUGGUCGCUUCACUUUCUCCGUCUCCGACGGCCUCGCCUACGAACCAGGCCAAUGGAUGGCCUUAUCCUUUGCAGAUGAGCUAAAGCAGGGGUACCGGCACAUGGACAACUCAGAUCCACGCAGCUUGAAUGACGACCUCGUGCGAACCUUCACCAUCUCCUCAUUCCCCUCUCCGAAACAAGAAGAGAACCAGGAGUUCCACAUGACGAUCCGCUCUCUCGGCACCGCGACCGACUUCCUCUUCAAGCAAUCCGCCGAUUCAAAACUCGAACUGCCCAUCCUUGGCGUUGGCGGCGACUUCGUCAUCGAACAAGGCGAAGCCGAGCGAAAAAACGGAGACCACGCCGGUGCGCUACUCCCCUUCGUCGCAAGCGGCGUGGGCCUGACGCCGCUCCUGGGCCAACUCCCAACGCUCAACCUCGACCCCGAAAAGUUCAUCUUCAUCUGGACCAUCAGAGCCGCGGAUCUCGACUUCGUCGUCGACACGCUGACGCGCCACGACGGGCUGGCGGCUGCCACGACCAUGUACGUCACGGGCUGUGCCGAGGGCGAGGAAGCAGAUGUAAGGAAGAAAAUCGAGCAGCUCGGGGCUAGAGUUGAGACGCGCAGACUGGCCAAGGAGGACCUGGUUGCUGUGGGUGCGCAGAAGUGGUAUUUGUGCGCUGGCAAGGGGUUCAAGGAGCAGGUGCUGGGCUGGUUGAAGGGGAAGGAGGUGGAGCAUGAGGAAUUUGGGUUUUGA
Molecule: messenger RNA, 1848 nt
Organism: Ascochyta rabiei
Lineage: Eukaryota; Fungi; Ascomycota; Dothideomycetes; Pleosporales; Didymellaceae
Exons: 1
Coding region: 1-1848 (615 amino acids)
Molecular function (GO): oxidoreductase activity
Source: RefSeq, a predicted model, not a curated record